AUGUCGAAAUACGUAUGUUCUAUUAUCCCCCGACGAAGCCCCAACCAACUCUUUGUGCGGGACACACUGACUGACUACUGGUGGUGGGCGCGAAUAGGAUCCCCCCUCAGGCCCUCCGCCGGGUUACCCGCAACAGCCUCCUCCAGCGCAUUACGAUGCAGGGCCGGCGCCUGUCGGCGGCGGCGCCGCGAACGAUUUCUAUGGCUCGCCGCAACAGCAGUAUUCCGGACCGUCUGGGCCGUAUGGGCCGCCUCCGCAACAGGGACCGUAUUACCAGCAAGGCCCGCCGAUGGGAUACGCACCACCACAGGGCGGAUACCCGCCGCCGCAGCAGCAGCAGCAGCCGUACGGAUAUCAGCAGGAGCGAGGCAGUGGUGCGGGAGGGUGCUGUGCGGGUAUCAUGGCGGCGCUGGCUUGUUGCUGUUGUAUAGAUUUUUUGUUCUAG
This is a messenger RNA of Lecanosticta acicola, 445 nucleotides long. Lineage: Eukaryota; Fungi; Ascomycota; Dothideomycetes; Mycosphaerellales; Mycosphaerellaceae. The record is from the annotation of a GenBank genome assembly.